Pseudozyma flocculosa PF-1 is the source of this 4503-nucleotide messenger RNA. RefSeq lists its product as uncharacterized. Gene Ontology annotation, molecular function: ATP binding; ABC-type transporter activity; ATP hydrolysis activity. Lineage: Eukaryota; Fungi; Basidiomycota; Ustilaginomycetes; Ustilaginales; Ustilaginaceae. The transcript has a single exon. Gene Ontology annotation, cellular component: membrane. Gene Ontology annotation, biological process: transmembrane transport. Bases 1 to 4503 code for a protein of 1500 amino acids. The record is from RefSeq and is a predicted model, not a curated record.
AUGCCCCAGGACUCGACCAGGGCCACUACGCCCGAUCGGCCCAGCCUCGACAGCGACGGCCACCACCAGCAGCACCAGCUCGACCACGCCGAGCACCCUGACCACGUCGGCCCGACGCAGACCUCGUCCUCCUCGUCGGCUUCAUCCUCACAGCACAACCUUCACUCCGACGACAAGGAAAGGGAACACAAAUUCGACGACGACGACGACGACGACAAGGAGCGCCGCGACAGCAAGGACUUCCCCCUCGCCGCCGACAACAUCCCCCUGCCCACCACCUCCUCGGACCCUCGCUGGCGCCAUGUCGGAGUCGCCUUCCACGCCCUUGGCGUCAAGGGCUUCGGCGGCCAGGCACGCAUGGUCGAGGACCUCCCCGUCAGCUUGGUGCGCAUGUGGGACGCCAUCAGCUGGGUCCGCAAGCUCGCGAACAUCCACAGCGGUCCCACUUCAUGGAUCAUCAAGGACGUCUACGGCCUCUGCGACGCCGGCGAGAUGAUGCUUGUCCUGGGCCGGCCGGGCUCCGGCUGCUCCACCUUGCUCAAGGCCCUCUCCAACGACACCGCCGCCUUUGCCAAGCCCCUCGCCGGCGAUCUCCGCUUCUCCAACAUCGGCCCCGACGAGGCGGCCAAGCGAUACGCCGGCCAGAUUGUCUUCAACGGCGAAGAGGACAUCCACCUGCCCGAGCUCAGCGUCCGCGACACGCUCGGCAUGGCCAACAUGCUCAAGGCGCCCGCCAACCUUGCCGACACCUCCAACAGCAGCCGGCGGGAGUAUGCCAACGACCAGGUCCGCAAGCUGCUCGACGCCUUUGGCAUGCCCCACACCGCCGGCACCUUUGUCGGCAACGAGGUCGUCCGCGGCGUCAGCGGAGGCGAACGCAAGCGCGUCUCGCUCACCGAGGUCCUCUCGACCAACCCGGCCAUCGCCUGCUGGGACAACUCGACGCGCGGCCUCGACUCGGCCGUGGCCUACCACUACAUCCGCAUCCUCCGCCAGCUCUCCCGCAUCACUGGCAUGGCCAACGUCGUGUCCAUCUACCAGGCCUCGCAGGCCAUGUACGACUGCUUUGAUCGCGUCGUCGUCCUCUACGACGGCCAGCUGGCCUUCUCUGGCCGCGCCGCAGAUGCUGAGCACUUCUUCACCCAGUGGUUCGUCAAGGACCCGCGCACCACGACGCCAGACUUCCUCACCGGCUGCACAUCGGCCACCGAGCGCCGCAUCCGCCCGGAUCUUGUGGGGCCCGCGCCGCUCACUGCCACCGAGAUGGCCGAGGCCUUCCGCAAGAGCGUCUACUUCCAGAAGGUGGUCGAUGAGGUCGACGAUUACCGGCGACGCAACGAGAAGAGCGAGGUGCCCCGGCUGCUCGAUGGCAGCGUCCGGGCGGCCAAGCACCGCCUGACGUCGGUCGCGAGCCCCUACGUCUCCAACAUCUUUGAGCAGACUGCCGCGUGCAUCCGGCGCCAGGUGCAGCUCACCAUCAAUUCGUCGUCGGUCAUCAUCACGCAGGCCGGCUCCAUCGUCCUCAACGCCGUCCUUACGGGCGCCGUGCUGUACAAGCCGCCGGCCUCGGCGGCGGGAUCGUUCCGCGUCGCCGGAGGCCUCUUUUUCAUCCUCCUCUACCUCACCAUCAUGGGCUUCUCCGAGGUCCCCAACGCCUUUGCCACCCGCAGCGUCCUGGUCAAGCACCGCAAGGCGGGCUUCUACACGCCCGUCGCCCAGCUGCUCGGCCAGGUCUCGGUCGACCUGCCGCUCUACGCCAUCUACUCGAUCGUCUUCUGCUCGGUCUACUACUUCAUGCUCGGCCUCUCGGCCGCCGCAUCGCAGUUCUUCACGACCUUCUUCAUCGUCGCUUCCUUCUACCUCGCCAUCGCCAUGAUGUUCCGCAUGAUCGCUGCCUGGUCGCCCAACAUGACGACGGCGAUCCGCUACAGCGCGCUCGCCCUCUCUUUCACUCUGACCGUCAGCGGCUUCGGCCUGCCGGCGCCGUCGAUGCUCGGCUGGGCGCGCUGGAUGCAGCGCACCAGCGUCACGUCGUGGGCGCUCGAGGCGCUCCUUGGCAACGAGUUCAAGACGCGCGUCCUCACCUGCUCGCAGUCGGACCUCGUCCCCAGCGGGCCCGGCUACACCGAUCCGCAGUAUCAGACGUGCUCGAUCAUCGGCGCAGAGGUCGGCUCCAGCUCGGUGCCCGGCCGCGUCUACCUCGAGAGGCAGUACGGCUUCGACGUGGGUCACAUCUGGCGCAAUGUCGGCAUCAUCUGGGCGUUCUACUUCAUCUUCUUCUUUAUGACCAUCCUCGGAUCCAACCUCACCAUCCGCGAGGGCGGCGGCUCGGCGGCGACCAAGAUCUACAAGCGGGGCUCUCCUGCCCUCAAGAGGGUUCAGGUCCAGGCCAGCGACAAAGCGACCGACGUAGAGUCGGCCGCAGCCGACCUGCCCGCCCAGGCCUCUGGAAAGGACAUCGCCAAGGCGCAGCCUCGGGCCGCCUCCGUAGACGGCAGCAGGGGCGUGGGCGACGAAAAGCAGCGCGAUGCCGCCAAGAGGGCUGCCGUGGCCAAGAUCGCCUCGGCCGGACAGCCCUUCACGUUCCAGAACGUCUCGUACAGCGUCCAGGUCGUGGGCAAGGAUCGCAAGCUGCUCGACAAUGUCUCUGGCUACGUCCAGCCCGGCAAGCUGUCGGCGCUCAUGGGCGCGAGCGGUGCCGGAAAGACGACGCUGCUGGACACGAUCUCGCAGCGCAAGACGAGCGGCACUGUCGAGGGCACAUUUCUGCUCGACGGCCGACCGCUGCUCAACUCGUUCGGCCGCCGCACGGGCUUCGUCAUGCAGGGCGACAUCCACGAACCCUACUCGACGGUGCGCGAGUGCCUGCAGUUCUCGGCGCUGCUGCGGCAGCCGGCCCACGUGCCGCGCAGCGAGAAGCUGGCCUACGCCGAAGAGGUGCUUCGCCUGCUCGAGCUCGAGGAGCUGGCCGACGCCAUCAUCGGCGCGCCCGGUAUCGGCGGCCUGGGCAUCGAGCACCGCAAGCGCGUCACGAUCGCCGUCGAGCUCGCCGCCAAGCCGGACUCGAUCCUCUUCCUCGACGAGCCCACCUCUGGCCUCGACAGCCAGGGCGCCUUUGAGAUCGUCCGGCUGCUGCGCAAGAUCAGCAGCGAGGGGAUCAGCGUGCUGGCCACGAUCCACCAGCCGUCGUCGAACCUCUUUUCCAUGUUUGACGAGAUCAUUCUCCUCGCCCCCGGCGGCAAGACGGUCUACGCCGGCGAGACGGGCGAGGGCGCGCAGGCGGUGCUCGACUACUUUGCCAAGCAGGGCGUCUACCCUCCCUCGGGCGCCAACCCUGCCGAGUUCUUCAUCGAGACCGUCGCUCCCGUCGGCGGGUCCAAGAUCGAUUACGCCGAGCGCUGGAAGGUGUCGCCCGAGGCUGCGCGGCUGCAGGACCGCAUCGCCGAGCUCAACUCGUCGUCGCAGGCCGCCGGCGGCGAGGCCGAUUCGGAGCAGCGCGGCGGCGGCGGCGAGGCCGACUCGCGGUUCGCCUCGACGUGGACGACGCAGUUUGUCGAGCUGAGCCGCCGCUACUUCCGCGCCCAGAUCCGCGACGGCUCCUACCUGACGUCUCGGCUGGUCAACAACGUCUUUUUCGGCCUCUUCACCUCGUUUUUCUUCUACCGCCUGCCGCACACGGCCGCCGCGCCGCAGGCGCUGUCGCUGUGCCUCUUGAUCCUGGUGCAGACGAUUGCGCCCAUGACGCUCGACAUUGCCACGACCUACUUCAAGAACAUGGACCUCUACCUGGCGCGCGAGCGCAACGGCAUCUACUCGUGGACGGCGGCGCUGUUCGCGCACUGGGUCGAGAUUCCCUUUUCCGUGUUUGGCGCCGUGGUCCUCUACUUUUGCUCGACGUGGACGUACAACGUCCCCGUGGGCGAUACGGCGGGGCUGCUCUUCCUCGUGUGGAUCGGCAUCGGCGUGUUUGGGCCCGUGUCGGGCGUGCUGCUGGGCGCGGCGUCGAGCGAUCCGUUCGCGGCGUCAUUUGUCCUCUCGCUCUGCUGGAACCUGAUCAACACGCUGUCGGGCGUCAUUGCGCCGCUCGGCUCCAUGCCCCAGCCCUUCCGCGCCGUCACGUGGAUCACGCCGCUGCGCUACCUCUACGCCAGCAUGGUCUCGUCGGUCAUCUCGCCCAUCACCAUCACCUGCCUACCCUCGCAGCUGGUACACUUCGCCAAGCCACCGGCAGAGGCGAGCUGCCAGUCGUACGCCGAUGCGUUCCUCAACCUCGCUCCCGGCUACCUCGUCGACCAGCCCCAGCCCGAGGGCCAGGGCUUGGGCGCGGCGACGUGCGCCUACUGCCCUUACUCGACGGGCAAGACGUACGUCGACUCGAUCGGAUACUCGUACCACACCCGCUGGAGGGACUGGGCCAUCUUCCUCGUCUUUAUCCUCGUCAACAUUGCCCUGGCGACCGGCCUGACGUGGUGGAUGCGCAUCCGACCCCUCAGCAAAAAGUAG